Lottia gigantea (owl limpet) is the source of this 1383-nucleotide messenger RNA. RefSeq lists its product as hypothetical. The transcript is spliced from 10 exons. Gene Ontology annotation, biological process: DNA replication; DNA strand elongation involved in DNA replication. Gene Ontology annotation, cellular component: delta DNA polymerase complex. The record is from RefSeq and is a predicted model, not a curated record. Lineage: Eukaryota; Metazoa; Mollusca; Gastropoda; Lottiidae. Gene Ontology annotation, molecular function: DNA binding. The coding region runs from base 1 to 1383 and encodes 460 amino acids.
AUGAAUGAUUCUGCAGAUGAAAAUGAGACUGCCACAUAUUCAAGGUCUAAUUCGAGCAAUUUUCAAGACCACAACGAACGAUUCAAAUUGAAAGGAAGAUCUUUUAGCAGGCAGUAUGCUCACUUAUAUUCAGAAAGACUUCUGACUAUGAAACCUAAACUUAUUAAAGCUGCUAAAGAGAAAUGGGGUCCAGACGUGAAAGUAAGAAAGUUACAUGAAUUAGUAGUAGAUGAAAAGUGUGUAGUUAUAGGUACAAUAUUUAAACACAUGGAGUUAAAACCUAGUAUAUUGAAAGAAGUUAGUGAGGAGCACAAUUUAAUGCCCCAACCUAUACUCAGUAAAUAUACGGAUGAAAAUGAUAAGUUGAUAUUAGAGGAUGAAUUACAGAGGAUAUUUUUAUUGGGUGAAUUAAAACCACCUACCUCUGUAACAGGUCCAGUAAUAGCUGUAUAUGGAUGUGAGCCUGAAGAUAAACCUGGCAAGUUUCAAGUUGAAGAUUUUUGUUUUCAGAUAUUACCAGACCAAGUACCAAGACCAAUAUUACAAGAAGACAGAUAUAUUGUAUUAGUAUCAGGUCUAGAAAUGGGAGGUAAACAGGAAAAGUUAUUCCAAUCUCAGUUAUUAGUAGAUUUAAUAACAGGACAACUAGGUGAUGAGGGUCAACAAGAAUCAACAGCUAGUAUAGUCCGAGUUAUUCUGGCUGGUAAUUCUUUAAGUAAAUCAACUCAAGAUAAAGAAAGUUUAAAUAAGGCCAAGUAUUUAACCAAGAAAAUAACAGCUGCUAGUGUAGAUGCUAUUAAAAGUUUAGAUGAUAUUUUAGUUCAGUUAGCAAGCUGUGUAGAUGUUGAUAUUAUGGCUGGUGAAUAUGAUCCAUCUAAUUAUACUCUACCACAACAGCAAUUACAUAGAUGUAUGUUUCCACAAGCUAACACAUAUCCUACAUUACAUAAUGUCACUAAUCCUUACGACUUUAGUCUUGAUGGUAUCAGAAUACUAGGUACAUCAGGACAACCUAUAGAAGAUAUAUAUAAAUACAGUGAUAUAGAACAUAGAAUAGAUAUGUUAGAAAAAACCUUAAUCUGGGGACAUAUAGCUCCUACUGCUCCAGAUACACUGGGUUGCUAUCCAUUCUAUGAAGAAGAUCCAUUUAUUUUAAAUGAAUGUCCUCAUAUAUAUUUUGCUGGUAAUCAAGACAAGUUUGAAUCUAGUAUAUUUAAAGGUGAUAAAGGUCAAGAAGUAUUAUUAGUAACAGUACCAAAAUUCUGUGAGACUACGUCCGCUGUGUUAAUAAAUCUACGUAAUUUAGAAUGCCAAACUAUUAAUUUUGAAGCUAACUUUUCUUCAGGGAUAAUGGCUGAUCCCAGUCCAGAGGUUGACAAAUGA